UUCCAGUUGUUUGCAGACAUUCUUACCGUGCGGUUGUUUAGUCACUUGUUUACACACACAUUCAAAGAACGGCUAGUACGCUCUGUUUGUUCACAGUUCACUUGCCGGUGGGGGCUUGUUUUUUUUGUUUUUUUUUUUGUUACUAAUAUUUCGCCAAUCAAAGGUCAUUUUUCGUAUAUGUAUGUACAUGUUUAUAUAAAAAAUUAGUUUACGUUUGCUCGCUAAUCGAACCUAAGUGUUUAUUUUGUGACUUUUUAACACUUUCAGUUUUUCACAAGUCAUGGAUCGUGAUAGCAUAUACUUUAUCGAUGAAGGAGAAUCUAACACUUUUGAUUUUGAUGAAACGUUACCACCAUUGCCAUUGCCAGACCUGCACGAUACAUUACAACGCUACUAUGAUUCACUAAAACCAUUUGGUACACUAAGUGAAUUAGAUAAAUCUAAGAAAAUAAUUUCUGAAUUUGAAAAUGGUAUCGGUACUGAACUACAUAAGAAACUAAAAGAACGGGCUGAAAGUAAACGGAAUUGGAUAGAAGAAUGGUGGGAUAAAUAUGCAUACCACAUGUUACGAGUACCACUCAAUCCAUACAUUGUAAUGGCGAUGCCUGUCAAAUUAGAAAAUAUAAAUAUUCCAGAAACACCUGCCUUCCUACUCAAGAACCUUUCGCGAAUAUUAUACUAUACACUUGAAUUUUGGAAUGCGGUACGCAAAGCCACAAUCAAGCCACAUUCAUCCAAUGACGGUAAAACCAAAUAUUCAUCGGCAUUGUAUAAAAGGUUUUUCUCGACAACACGAGCACCAGGCAUAGAAUAUGAUUACAUAAAAAGUUACUUUAAAACAGUUAAGGAAGGUUCAACACCUUCUCAUGUUAUGGUUUUGGGAAAAGGGCGUAUAUUUGUCUUUGAAGGUUUACAUGCGGAUGGAACAAUAAUUACGCUUCAGGAAAUCCUUUCCGUUUUGCAGCGUAUACGAAGUAUUUUGGAUUAUGAACCAAUGGGCGAUUGUGUCCCUGUCCUUACACAUGAUGAUCGAACUACUUGGGCAGAGAAUUAUCUUCAUCUGCAAGAGAUUUCGGAGAAAAAUAGGGAAGUUUUACAGAUUAUAGAGAGUUCAACAAUAGUUAUAGCAUUCGAUGAAAAUGAGCCGCAUAAUUAUGAAGAAACUUCGGUUUUCUGUGUUAACGGCGAUUAUCAUUCAAAAUGGGGAGACAGAAGCAGUUCAAUUAUCGCUUUCAAAAACGGGCGAUUCGCCUGUGUUGGGGAGCAUUCCGCAUACGAUGGUACAAUUAGUGUGAGUUAUGCACUUUUUGUACAAUUGAGCUUGUAUGAAAAAGCUGAACCCGAUUGGAGUUUCACAGAUAACAGUACGCAUGUUGCAUUAAAAGAAUUAAAUUUUGACUUGGACAAUGAACUACAAAAGGAGAUCAAACGUGCAAAACUGGACUGUGACCAAAGGAGAAACGACAUUAUUAUAACUCAUGAUUAUUUUAAUGGAUAUGGAAAAGACGUCAUCAAAAGUUGGAAUUUACACCCAGACUCAUUUGUGCAGGUUAUAAUGCAAUUAGCAUAUGCAGAAUUACAUCAAGAAAUUGCCUCAACUUACGAAACUGCUUUAAUGCGUCAUUUUUACAAUGGUCGAACCGAAACUUUACGUUCUUGCACUAAUGAGGUUCAUAAAUUUAUACAAAUCGCGCGCGACGUGAAGUCUUCUACCGGAGAAAUAGCUACCGCCUUUCGAAAUGCUGUUAAUCACCACAGCCACCAGAUGAACGAGGCACGGAAAGGAAAUGGUGUGGAUCGACAUCUCUUUGGCCUUUGGUGUAUAGCAUACGAGAAUGAAAUAGAUGUACCCGAGAUUUAUAAUGAUCCUUUAUACGCCAAAAGUGGUGGUGGUGGAAAUUUUGUUUUAUCCACAAGCACAUUGGGUUACACUUCCAUUGUUGGAUUUGUAGCACCAAUGACACUAGAUGGCUAUGGCGUCUUUUACACGAUAACAUCAAGCACUAUUUAUAUUCAAAUCUCUGCAUUUCGUGGUAGCACCAAAACAAGCGCACACAAGUUCAGUGAAGAAUUCAAACGACAAUUUUCCAGAAUUAAAAAUAUUUUGGAGAGCACACAUAAACCUAAAUUAUAACAUAUUCAUACAGCAAAUGAUACUAUGUUUUAAUGCUUUCAUUAGACUAUUCUCAAUAUUCAAUUAUGUUGUAUGAAUGUUAAAUAAACAGUAAUUUUAUAAUAUUUUUCCAGUAAAAGACCAAAUAUUUAAAUAUAAUGUGAACAUUAAAAACUUUAA
This is a messenger RNA of Zeugodacus cucurbitae (melon fly), 2293 nucleotides long. Its product is annotated as peroxisomal carnitine O-octanoyltransferase. The coding region runs from base 281 to 2134 and encodes 617 amino acids. Gene Ontology annotation, cellular component: peroxisome. The record is from RefSeq and is a predicted model, not a curated record. The transcript is spliced from 9 exons. Lineage: Eukaryota; Metazoa; Arthropoda; Insecta; Diptera; Tephritidae. Gene Ontology annotation, molecular function: carnitine O-octanoyltransferase activity.